CUCGAUUGCACGUUCCAUCGUAAUCGCCUUUCGACGUGCCAAAACUUUAUUAAUGAAUGAUUUAAUUCAAAUAUCAAAAAUAAUAAAAUAGUGUUAUUAUCUUGUGUAAUAUUUGUAUGUUAUAACGAAAAGUUAUAAAAGUUCGAAAAAGUUACUGUGUAAAUAUUUAAUUGUUUUUAGUGUAUCGAAAAAGUUUAUUCAGAAAGUUUAAAUAAGUAGUGUCCUAAAGUAUAUAAUAUAUAUUUAUAGUAUAAUAUAAAUUCAGUAGGAUACUUGUUUAACUCGUUAGUGUUACAAUAUAAUAAAAAAAAAACUAUUUUUCUUAGUUUCCUACGGUUACCAAGGUGACAUCAUCUUUGAGUGAAUCCAGUUUAAACAAAAGCAGUUCAAUAGGGAAUGGUAUAUAAUAGUCAUAACUUGCAUGUUAGUAUUGAAAUAUGAAACUGAAUAGGAAUGUAAUAACGAAACAGUGUACCUAGAGAAUGUGUUAUGAGAAGCAAUGCCAAGAACAUUGAAGGAGUAGUUGUUAUGUGUUAUUUUGUGAAACAAAAGUGAGUGAAGUGAGUGCAAUGGACUCAGAUCUGGAUAUCCAGAAUUUCUUCAACUGCACGCGUGAGUUGAUAGGAAAAGAACAAUGGGCUAAUCUCAAUGUAACGCAACUGCUAGAUUUACUACCGAGUCAGAUACUCGAGGACAUCAAUCUUAGGAUAACACUUGGCAACUGCAUGGGCCUGGGAGAGCGACCGUUCAGUUUGCCAUGGUGGGUCCAGCUCGUCUGGUACAUAAUUUUUGCUGUGAUGCUUCUGCUCGCAAUAUUGGGGAACACUUUAGUUAUAUGGAUCGUUAUUGCUCAUCGCCGUAUGCGGACUGUUACCAACUGCUUCUUAGUCAACCUGGCAGUAGCUGAUUUGCUUAUGGCAACUCUGAACGGGGCUCCAAAUUUCGUGUUCCUGGUUACUGCGAACUGGCCAUUUGGAUCAGCGACAUGUACGGCUAGUAAUUUUACGGCCAACCUCACCGUCUCUGCGGGAGUAUUCACUCUAGUCGCCAUAACUGUAGACAGGUAUGUGGCGAUAGUGAAACCGCUGCAUCAUAGGCUGAGUCGGAAGGUGGCUCGAGCGGCUCUAGUCACAGUUUGGUGUUUAAGCGCAUUACUCGCUCUGCCCAAUUUGCUGUAUUCCGAUACAUACAGAAAGCAGUACAUAAAUGGUGAAAGAGAAAUAUGUUUCAUAAGAUGGCCUGAUGGGAGCUACCCAACAUCUAAAACAGACUAUUGCUACAACCUCGUAUUCCUGGCUGUGACGUACGUCGUUCCCAUGUCGGUGAUGGUGUGGGCGUACGCUCGGAUGAGUGCGGCACUGAGGGGGCGGGCGAUCGGCGAAUGCACUCACCACCAGAUGCAAGUGGUCAGAGCUAAGAGAAAGGUUGUUAGAAUGUUCGUCCUAGUCGUGAUGGUGUUUGCGUUGUGCUGGCUUCCUUACCAUGCGUUCUUCGUGUUGGCAUACCACCAUCAUUCGCUAACUUCGGGACCGUUGGCUCAACACAUGUACCUAGCCUUCUACUGGCUAGCCAUGGCGAAUUCGAUGUUCAAUCCACUCAUAUACUACUGGAUGAGUAACAAAUUCCGAAUCUACUUCCGCGUCGUGUUAUGCUGUUGUGGUAAAACGAAAAGUACAACCCCCAAUGAUUUGAAGAAACUCGAAGUAAACAAAUCAUUUUCUGUAAGCCAGAGGCAUUACCGCGACCCUUCUUCCUUCAGCCGAGCAUGACAUUCGCGGAGGCGAAGUAACUUGUCCCGCUCCCUCACACCUAAUGAUCAUUCGAAUGCCACCGAGCUACUUACGAAUGGAAAUACUCUAAGAAUGAAUCCCAAGGGUGAGAGAGACGACGAAACACUUUUCCACGUGUGUGACGACAAAUUAUAACUUGUGAGUUAAGUGUUUGAAAACUUUUCAUCAUUAAACUGUGUUACAAUACAAAAUUAUAAGUUACGUAUAAAUAAAUGUUGAUGAAAGCGAUUGUGCCUGUGUGUUAAUAUUGAAUAUUAUGUAAAAAUAUAAUAACUUAAGCCGUCUGAGGAUUUGAUACAAAUAUUAAGUAAGAUAAUGCAAAAAUAAGUGCUAAAUCGUAAUUUUAAUAGAUUUAAAAGCUGUAUAACUUAAUU
Molecule: messenger RNA, 2164 nt
Organism: Galleria mellonella (greater wax moth)
Lineage: Eukaryota; Metazoa; Arthropoda; Insecta; Lepidoptera; Pyralidae
Gene: NGR-A33
Product: tachykinin-like peptides receptor 86C
Exons: 11
Coding region: 570-1769 (399 amino acids)
Biological process (GO): G protein-coupled receptor signaling pathway
Cellular component (GO): plasma membrane
Molecular function (GO): tachykinin receptor activity
Source: RefSeq, a predicted model, not a curated record